GUUGUACGGUUUGCGAUAUCUUGCACAUUUUUAUUUGAUAAAAUAAAAAUCCCAUUUAACCUGAAUGUGAUUCUACAGAGCCACUAUUUGUUAAUUCUAGUGUAAUUAGUACAAGUUAUUAACACUCACCAUGGAUCUUCAUCGUCCUGUCGACCCGAACAAGACUUAUGAGGAACUAACCUCAGAAGAGAAGUUAAGGUAUGACCAUCAAAAACUUCACGAAGCGCACCGGGGGCAUGAACAAAUGCAUACUACGAUGGUUAUGAUCCUUAUAUUUACUCUUAUCGUCGCCCAAGUAAUCGUGGUUGAAUGGAAAAAGCGACAUUAUAGGUCAUACGCUUUCUUCACAAUGUGUGCGAUGUGGUCUAUUCCCGUAUUUAUGAGUCUGAAGAAUAGCUGGUGGCGGUUUAUCACAAUCUGGUCAACAUUCACAUUGCUCACCGCACUUGUCAUAAGGAAGUCCUCAAUCCGACCAAUGUCUGUUACUACUCCUAGGUUAGUGUACAAAUGGUUCUACCUCAUAUAUAAAGUGAGUUGCUUUCUCGGCGUGUUCGGGUACUUUGUGAUGAUGCUGACGUUCCUUGGCGUCAACAUUAUAUUUGGGCACAAGCCACAGCAAUGGAUGGACGUGGCGCUCAUGUUCCUGUUCUACGGACUCUAUUUUGGUGUUUUGGGACGAGACGUGGCCGAGUACUGUUCUGAUAAGAUGGCUGCUUCUAUUGGUUACUACACGCAAGAGGGCAUCCCAACACGACAGCUUGAGAGUAACGUGUGUGCGGUUUGCGGCAACCAGCUGCUCGUCGCUGUCAACGAGGAAGGCGUUAUAGAGAACACGUACAAGCUGACAUGCGGGCACGUAUUCCACGAAUUCUGCAUCCGCGGAUGGUGCAUCGUGGGCAAGAAACAGACCUGCCCAUACUGCAAGGAGAAGGUCGACCUAAAGAGGAUGUUCACCAAUCCCUGGGACCGUCCGCACAUCCUGUAUGGUCAACUCCUCGACUGGAUCCGUUGGCUAGUGGCCUGGCAGCCACUAAUUCUAUUCCUAGCACAGGGUAUCAACUGGCUGUUCGGACUUGAAUGAGAUGAUGACAAACAGUGGAAAAACAUUGUGUGGAUCGACAAAAGUGACGUGGAUUAUUUCUAAUAGUGAUGUUUAUUAUAUUGUAAAAGUGAAUCAAGGUGAUAGAAAUGGAGUUUAUAAAACGUCUAAGUAUUGAGUGAAUUUUAUAUUAUUCCACUGUGUUACAAGUGUUAUUAACAAUUUUUACUACUGUUGAGAAAAAUGGAUUUAGACUUCCGGCAAUUUUUAACUAUUUCCAAGUUUUUGAUUGGGACUAUGACUGAAUUAAGUAAAAAGAACAGACAUCUUCAAAGUGUACCAAUAUCACCGCGUCCAAUCCAUUGAAAUUUUGAACAAAUGACGUUACUUUGGGGCUUUUUGGUUCCACUGCUUGGUUCCAUUGUGUGGUGUGGUCCAUUUAUGUGGUAGUGCCAAUGAUCUUAGUUUUACCUUAGUAUAAUUAGACAAAUUGGGAACUCCAUACAAACGUAACAGCGCGGCUUGUAUGUGUGCGCGCUUGCCGCGCGCCGUGUACGCAUGCACACAUUCGGAUAAUAAUGAAAGGCGCGUUGGGACCCAAGCACUAUGCAAUGUGAAUGCAUCGCGAGAUUAGCGCAACCAUACAAAUACCAUUGCAAUGUUGCAUUGCCAUACUUGUCUUAUUAUCAGCAAUCGGAAUUGAGGCAGUUAAUCUACUAAAGUAUGAACGUCUUAGUAUGGACAUACUCAUUUUGUCAUUAGUGCAUAUAAAAUUUCAUUUUUUUUGCUGUUUAUUGUCUAAACAUUCUAAAAUAUAGGUUGUAUAAUGUGUAUUUUUUAAAUGGCAAAAGUAUUUAAAUACGGAAGUACCUAUAGAAACACAACUGCAAUAUGAUUUUUUU
Messenger RNA from Hyposmocoma kahamanoa, 1941 nucleotides. RefSeq names its product RING finger protein 121. The coding region runs from base 131 to 1081 and encodes 316 amino acids. Gene Ontology annotation, cellular component: endoplasmic reticulum membrane; Golgi membrane. Gene Ontology annotation, molecular function: ubiquitin protein ligase activity; metal ion binding. The record is from RefSeq and is a predicted model, not a curated record. Lineage: Eukaryota; Metazoa; Arthropoda; Insecta; Lepidoptera; Cosmopterigidae. The transcript is spliced from 8 exons.